Molecule: messenger RNA, 1440 nt
Organism: Drosophila persimilis
Lineage: Eukaryota; Metazoa; Arthropoda; Insecta; Diptera; Drosophilidae
Product: vegetative cell wall protein gp1
Exons: 5
Coding region: 1-1440 (479 amino acids)
Source: RefSeq, a predicted model, not a curated record
AUGGGAGAAGCCAAUUAUCAACAACAGCAGCAACAGCAACCACAGAAGAUACGCGAGUACCAGUUGCAGCAUCACGACGAUGACGAUGACGACGACGACGACGACUGGGCCAAAACUAGUCUCGUCUUGGCUGACUCAAAGCCUCGGCAUGUGUCCGACCGAAACGCCGCGCCGCAACGCUUAGGGGCUGCUCUGGCUCUGGCUAUGGCUCUGGCUCCGGCUUUGCGCUGUCUCCUGCCCCUGGUGGCCGCGCUGCUCGUCGCGGCCGGCGUCCACGCGGAUGUCUCCCACCUGGACACGGAUCUGCAAGAGGACGGCUACCACUACAAGCAGCCAUCGGUGCCCUUCCCACCGCCUGGCUCCGGCAAUGAGAUCGACGAUUCGGGCAUAGGACCGGGUCCAGCUCCUUCGGCGCCAGGACCCUCCUAUGGACCGCCUCAGACGCAGCCGCCGCCGCCGCCACCUCGUCCUCAGCCCACAGCACCGGCUCCUUCUUACGGCCCGCCUCAGACCCAGCCGCCACGCCCUCAGCCGCAGCCCACACAGCCUGCGCCCUCGUAUGGGCCUCCCCAGACGCAGCCACCUCCACCUCCACCACCGCGUCCUCAGCCCACACAACCAGCUCCAUCCUAUGGUCCUCCCCAGAAACAGCCGCCACGCCCACAGCCCCAGCCUCAACCGCAGCCGCAGCCCACUCAGCCAGCGCCGUCUUACGGACCUCCCCAGACGCAGCCGCCACCACCACCACGCCCACAGCCCCCAUCCCCACAGCCUGGACCGGAGUACCUGCCUCCUGAUCAGCCCAAGCCUCGUCCCACACCACCGCGCCCACAACCACCACCGCCGCAGCCGCAGCCACAGCCUCAGCCGCAACCCACUCCCGGAUACGGACCACCACCAAGGCCGCAGCCGCAGCCGCAGCCUCAACCUCAGCCACAGCCCAGUCCCGGAUACGGGCCGCCACCAUCCCCGCCGGGACCAGCUCCCACAGCUCCAGCUCCAUCGUAUGGGCCACCACAAACGCAGCCACCUCGUCCACAACCACCACGCCCACAGCCGCCACGCCCACAACCUCCUCAGCCUCAGCCACAGCCUGGAUCUGAGUAUCUUCCACCACAGGGAGAGAAUGAGGUGACGCCUUCGCAGCCCCAGCCAACGGCUCCAGUUCCGGACUAUAACCCACCACCCGGCCCUACUUACCAGCCACGCCCACCUGCACCGCCCGCACCACCUGCACCCACAUACCAGCCACGCCCACCUGCACCACCCGCACCACCCGCCCCGCCAGCACCCACAUAUCAGCCCCGUCCUCCAGCACCGCCCGCACCACCCACCCAGGAGUACGGACCACCGCCAACCAGCCCCGGAGAGGAGGUGGCGGGCUCCCUGGGACCCGAUGGCUACAACUACAACAAGCCUGCCAAGCCGUUCACCUUCUAG